Racocetra persica is the source of this 272-nucleotide messenger RNA. NCBI's taxonomy places the organism in Eukaryota, Fungi, Glomeromycota, Glomeromycetes, Diversisporales, Gigasporaceae. The record is from the annotation of a GenBank genome assembly.
CAAAUGGUCUUAUACAAAUUUUAUACAUGCUAACACAAGAGCACUGUAUAAAUAUUUUCAAAGAAGCUGAUUCAAAUAUAAAAAAAAUUGAGUCUGAAUCUUCAAAAAACGUUGACAUCAUCACCUCACGUAGAAUAUAUAAAUUAAUACGUUCAAAUCAUCCAAAACCUAUAAACUCAACAGGCAUUCCAGAAUUCAACUUAGAUAAAUAUAAAUCUAGAAUCUCACAGAAAAGUUGUGAAUUAUUUGAUGAAUCAGAUUAUGGUUCAUAG